AUGGAUAUGGCGCCGUACAUCGGCCCACCUACCAGCAGAGCCGGAGCCCGGCAGCCGGACAUGUACGACCUCACCGGAGUCGUGCACCACAUCGGCCAAACGACCAACAAGGGGCACUACGUUGCUUUCGUCCGCCUGCCGGGACAGUGGUGGCGUCGGUACGACGACGCGAAAGUCACCGAAGUCGUCGCGAGUCAAGCAUUGACCAAGAACGCGCUCAUUCUGUCGUACACUCGCCGAUCAGGCUAG
Ectocarpus sp. CCAP 1310/34 is the source of this 249-nucleotide messenger RNA. Lineage: Eukaryota; Phaeophyceae; Ectocarpales; Ectocarpaceae. The record is from the annotation of a GenBank genome assembly.